AUGAUAUCAUAUUUGAUACUUGUAACCUUUUCAUUGUCAAUUACUUUGUCUAAACAAAUCACUGGAGUGUUUACUUCAUUUGAUUCUCUAGAGUGGGAAGGAAAAGGGGAACCUAUGCCAGCUUAUCCUACUUGGUGGGCAUCAUUAAGUUGGGAAAUAGAUGGUUCUAUUAUGAACUCUGGAGACACUUUUACCUUACACAUGCCGUGUGUUUUCAAGUUUGCUACUCUGGAAGAUCAACUAGAUUUGGUUACAGUAAAUCCAGAUACUGGUAAUCCUAUUACCUAUGCUGCUUGUAAUCUAAUUUCAGGAGAUGUCGUGGUUUCAUUUUCAGAGCUACAAUGUAUUUUGCUGGAAGAGGUACAAGCUCUGACUCACGUAUUCGGUUCUUUGAACGUUCCAAUUAUAUUUAAUAUUGGAUUCGCAGGAUCAAAUGUGGACUUGGUAUGUGCUUCUAUGUUUCAAAAAGGGACUAAUAUGAUUUCCUUCUCAGAUGGAGAUACUAUUAUUUCAACCGAGGCAGAAUUUGGCCAAGGCAGGACCCAAAUGUUUCGGGAAUCAUCAGUAUUGAACAAAGCAGAAUUAAUCUUGGUACAUGAUAACUUUGAUCUCUGUGGUGAAGGUCUCAGCCUUCUUGGUCUAGUCAUGGAAUUUGAAACACCUGGCGGCAGAUUUGAUUGCAACUCAAUGGGAGUGGGAAUAACUAAUGAAUUGAAUGCUUGGGGAGCUCCUACUACUUUUGAGAAGCUUUUAGAACCAAUUCCAAUUUGUGAUAAUACGCUUUUUGCUUAUGAUUUUCGCAGAGGUGUACCUCCGGGCUUUCCUUUUAUUUAUAUAUCGGUGAAACUUCCCAAUCGUCAGCCAUAUUUCAUAACUUUAUCAACCAUUUACAACUGCGAUGGGGGAGGUGAUGCUUAUAGGACGACAAGCCUGAUUUCAGGUACGUAUGCUAAUGAUGAUCCUGGUCCCGAUGUGGAUGCGGUUGAUCUAGUGACCCAAACAUAUACUGGACUGUCAACUCAAGUAAGCACAGUCACCUUUGAUCCAAAUCUUGAUAGGACCAUGACUAUUAUUGUUCAAGUCCCUGUUCCUACUGUUACUGAAACGUCAACAUACGACGGAAAGACAACUUCUUAUACUACCAUUACUGCCGAACCUGGAUCAACUGAACCUAACACUAGUACCACUCGGACAGAUGUACCUCCUGAUUUAGCUCCUACAACUGUUACUGAAACUAGAACUUGGACUGAUUCAACUACCCAUGUUACUACAGUUUCUUUUGACAGUGAUGUUGACAAAACAAUGACUAUUAUUGUGGAAGUUCCGGUUCCUACUAUGACAAUAACCAAAACAUAUGAUGGUUAUACUGUUUCUUAUUCUACUUUGACUGCUGAACCUGGAUUGACCGCUAUUAUUAUCGAAUACUUUCCAGCAAAGAGCGGGUCCCCUGCUGAAGAUGAUCCCGAUAAAAUCACUGAAACUAGGACUAGGACUUGGACUGGUCUGACUACUAGAAGUUCUACAUUACCAUAUAAUCCUGAUGUUGACGUGACUAUAACUGUUAUAUUGGAAGUGCCUAGUACUACUGUAAUUGCAACAGAUAAGGGAUCUGGUACCACUACUUCUGGCAUCCAGCACGAUCCAAUUGGAGGUGGAAAAACUGAUGACAAGACUACUGGAAGAGGAACAGUUAGAGAAUCAUCAACAUCACUGGUUAAAGGUGGAAGUGUUACAGUAAUGGAAGCUGGAGUUGGUUCACUUUUAACAACAUCAAGUUUAGCUAUUUUAUUAUCUAAUGUGGUUAAUUUGGUUGUUUUAAUUUUUUAGUUAAAAGUUUAAUCUUUACUUGAUUAUUACUUUUGUUUUCGUGUUUUUAAAUACUUUAAUUAUGAUAUGACAGAUUCUUUUAUAUUUGAUUACUUUGAAGUAGGUAUCUAUACAGAAAACUUUAUAAAUUAAUACCACUAAAAAUUGAUUUUGUGGGCAUUGAGACCACCUUCUUCAAUCCUUAAACAAAAAGAUCUAGUCCUUCCAACCCAAUGACUAAUGCAAAGUUCAAAAACUCCGGGAGUGUUGAUCAUCUAUCUUUAGAUAACGAAGCAAAAGAGGAUCCCCACAUUUGGGAUAUUUCCCAUGCAUUAUAUAAUCAUGCGGUCAUGCAGUCAUAAUAUGGCUAAACAUAAAUGACGUAAUGUAUCGGCGGUGCCCCAAAUGUGCUUAGAAAUUAUAAGCGAAUUCUAGAAGAAAAAGAUAAUUAUUCAGAACUGUCAAACUUAGAAUAAAAACAAAGCAAAUGCCACCCCUUCCCCACAAAAUGCAUAUCACUGGGGAGGAGGAGAGGAGGGGGUGUAAAUGUGGAGAUCUUAUUUAUGCAGGGUGACGUUGAUAGAAAAAGAGAGGUUACUGGCACGUAAUACCAGUCCAUG
Messenger RNA from Spathaspora passalidarum NRRL Y-27907, 2426 nucleotides. RefSeq lists its product as uncharacterized. The coding region runs from base 1 to 1827 and encodes 608 amino acids. Gene Ontology annotation, biological process: cell adhesion involved in multi-species biofilm formation; cell adhesion involved in single-species biofilm formation. The record is from RefSeq and is a predicted model, not a curated record. Gene Ontology annotation, cellular component: fungal-type cell wall. The transcript has 2 exons. Lineage: Eukaryota; Fungi; Ascomycota; Pichiomycetes; Serinales; Debaryomycetaceae.